Molecule: messenger RNA, 1392 nt
Organism: Physella acuta
Lineage: Eukaryota; Metazoa; Mollusca; Gastropoda; Physidae
Product: zinc finger MYM-type protein 1-like
Source: RefSeq, a predicted model, not a curated record
AUGGAGAAAAAAAUAGAACCUAUUAACAUCGCCUUGAACUCAUCAGUAAGUCAACAAAUUCUAGAAAAUCGUUUAAGGUUAGCGCCCAUAAUAGAAACUAUAAUUUUUUGCGGCCGACAAGGUCUUGCACUUAGGGGGCACAGGGAUUUCGGAAAUUUUCAGUUGGAGGAUCCUGACGAAAAUGAUGGAAAUUUUCGAGCUCUUUUAAGAUACAAAGCCAUGGGUGGAGACGAAACACUUAAACAUCAUCUAGAAAAUUCUUCAAAAAAUGCAAGAUACUUAAGUCCCACCAUUCAGAAUGAAGUGAUAAAUGUGUGCAAUAAAUUAAUUGUUCAAAAGAUUGUUGCGAAAAUUACUUCUGUUAAAUUGUUUUCUGUCUUAGCCAAUGAAACUAGUGAUAUAGCUGGUAUGGAGCAAUUUUCGUUGUGUGUUCGCUACUAUGAUAACGACAUAAAGAAAAUAAGGGAGGAUUUCCUACAGUUUGUAGGUGUAACUGAUCUAACAGGCAAAGGACUUGCAAAUGUUUUAAUGGACACUCUAGCAAAUUUACACAUAGACGGUAAUUUUAUGAUAGGUCAAGGAUAUGAUGGAGCCGCUGCAAUGAGUGGUCGACUUCAUGGGGCGCAACAAUAUGUUGCUGAGAAAUUUGAUUUGGCUAUUUACGUGCAUUGCGCAUCUCACAGUCUAAACCUAGCACUUUCUGAUGCCUGCGAACUACCAGCUGUGAGAAACUGUAUGGGAAUUCUUAAUAGUACAUACAACUUUUUUAACACACCAAAACGACAAUCUUUGCUUGCAAAUUCAAUAGAGAAAUUAACACCUAAAGCAUCAGCAUCUCGACUUAAACGAUUGUGCGCAACCAGAUGGAUUGAGCGUCAUGAGUCUGUCAACGUUUUUAUACAGCUUCAAAAAGCAACUGUUGAUGCACUGGAAAUUAUGUCAUCCUGGCACGAUACAACAACUUCUUCAACAGCGGUUCAACUUUUAGGAGCAAUUAGGAGUCUUGAGUUUCAAGUUUCUCUUAGAGUUAUCUCAAAAAUCUUUGCAAUAACACUUCCUGUCAGCAGAAUACUCCAAACAGAAAACUUUGAUCUAUCUGCGGCUCUAAAAUUUACAGAAGAUUCAAGUAGCCUACUAGUGAAUAUGCGGAAGGAUGCUGAAUCAGAAUUUACUACCGUAUUUAAUGAAGUCAAAGACAUUUGUGAGGACUUCGACAUAGAUAUACUUAUUCCACGUCGAGCUGGAAAACAAAUUCAACGCUGCAAUGUUAUGGCAAAUACGCCUGAAGAGUAUUACAGAAUAGCUGUAUUUAUUCCUUUCCUUGAUUCGGUUAUAUGUCAAAUAGGAGACAGAUUGCUAAAACAUAAAUCUGUUUUGAGAGGUUUUAUGUGA